AUACCAAUUGCAAGCAAUAUUUGUAGAAAAAUGUUAUAUAACACGUAUCCUUAAACCCAUUUCUCGAAAUCUUGCUAGGGUUUAAAGACAGUAGAGAAAGUGACUGAAUAUUGUUCAACAGAGAAGAAAUCGAAGGUUACAGUAAUGGCUUUCUUUGGUAGAGUUGGGAAUAUGCUAAGGAAUGCAACAAAUAGGAAGAUCACUUCCGAGUUUCGUUCAUUUCCAUCUGUUUUCCAAGCCAUACGGUGCUUUUCGAGUUCUGCGUCUGCAAAGCUGUUUGUAGGAGGUGUUUCAUAUUCUACUGAUGAACAAAGUUUGAGGGAAGUGUUUUCAAAAUAUGGCGAAGUUGUUGACGUAAGGAUAAUUAUGGAUCGCGAAACUGGUAGGUCCAAAGGAUUUGGCUUUGUUACUUACAGUACAGUUGAGGAGGCAUCAAGUGCUAUUCAGGCCUUGGAUGGACAGGAUCUGCAUGGUCGCCGGGUUGGUGUUAAUUUUGCCAAUGAAAGACCCCGUGGAUUUGGUGGUGGUGGUGGUGGUUUUGAUGGAUCUUAUGGAAACACUUCUUAUGGUGGUGGAGGUGGUGGUGGAUAUCAAGGUGGUUAUGGUAACUCUUCAUACAGUGCUCCUUCAAGCGGUGGUGGUGGCUAUGGUGAUGCUGAUGGCUAUGGUGGCAAUGCUGCUGGAGGUUAUAGUGGAAGCGGUUAUGGAUCAGCUAGCAAUUUUGGGGGCAGCAGCGCUAGCAAUAACUACAAUGCUUAUAGCAACAAUGCGACUGUAGGAGGUGGUGAAAUCAAUACUCCUAACUAUGGUAGUGCUCCUGCUGUUGGUGGUUAUGGUGGUAACAAUGUGAAUCACGGUGCUACUGAUGCUGUUAACUAUGGUAGUGCUCCUGCUGUUGGUGGUUAUGGUGGUGAUAACAAUGCAAAUUAUGGUGCUCCUGUGGUUGGUGGAGAAAGCAAUUCUGUUAACUAUGGUACUGCUCCUGUUGAUAGUGGUUAUGGCACUGCUGCUGGGUUUGGCAAGAGUGAUAAUUAUUAUAGUACUGCUGGUGGUGGUCCAAGCAAUGGUUUUGCCAGUAGUCAAUACCCGGGAAAUGCCACAGCGUAUGGCAGCGGAGGUUCAGGUACUGGUAGCAGCUUUGCUGGUGGAUAUGAUCAAAGUGGAGGGGUUGGAUACAACGAAAAUGGCCAAGUUGAU
Cicer arietinum (chickpea) is the source of this 1197-nucleotide messenger RNA. RefSeq lists its product as uncharacterized. Lineage: Eukaryota; Viridiplantae; Streptophyta; Magnoliopsida; Fabales; Fabaceae. The record is from RefSeq and is a predicted model, not a curated record. Gene Ontology annotation, molecular function: RNA binding.